GGGGGCGAGGCGGCAGGGCGGAGCCUGCGGCUCGGGCGGGCGGGCGGCGACAGGGGCGCAGGCGGCAUGCGGGCCGGAGCAGCCACCGGCCGGGCGCACCGACGCCGCCGCGGGCACGCCUGAGCGGGCAGACGGGCGGCAGGGGCCGCGGGAGCGAGCGAGGAGGCGCGGGGCCCCCGCGGAGCGCGCCAUGGACGGCCCGGACAACGCCACCCUGCCCGCCGACCACGCCACCCUGCCCCCGGACGCGUCCUCGCUGCUGCCCGGCAACCUCACCCUGGCUCCCGGCGCCCUGUCGCCUCCCCCGGGCACCUCCAGCCCCGGCCCCGCGCUCAGCCUGUCCCCGGGGCCGGGCGUCUCCUUCAGCCCCGAGCCCACCCUGACCCCGGCGCCCGCGGGCGGCGUGGGGGGCCAGGGUUCGUCCGCCUUCCCCCGGCCCUGGGUCCCCCAUGAGCCCCCUUUCUGGGACACGCCGCUCAACCACGGGCUCAACGUGUUCGUGGGCGCCGCCCUGUGCAUCACCAUGCUGGGCCUGGGCUGCACCGUGGACGUGAACCGCUUCGGGGCGCACGUCCGGCGGCCCGUGGGCGCGCUGCUCGCCGCGCUCUGCCAGUUCGGCUUCCUGCCGCUGCUGGCCUUCACGUUGGCCCUCGCCUUCAAGCUGGACGAGGUGGCCGCCGUGGCCGUGCUCCUGUGCGGCUGCUGUCCCGGCGGGAACCUCUCCAACCUCAUGUCCCUGCUGGUGGACGGCGACAUGAACCUCAGCAUCAUCAUGACCAUCUCCUCCACGCUCCUGGCCCUGGUGUUGAUGCCCCUCUGCCUCUGGAUCUACAGCCGGGCUUGGAUCAACACCCCGCUGGUGCAGUUACUCCCCCUAGGGGCCGUCACCCUGACGCUCUGCAGCACCCUCAUCCCCAUUGGGCUGGGCGUCUUCAUCCGCUACAAAUACAACCGGGUGGCCGACUACAUCGUGAAGGUUUCCCUGUGGUCCCUGUUAGUGACCCUGGUGGUUCUUUUCAUCCUGACUGGCACCAUGCUGGGCCCCGAGCUGCUGGCAAGCAUCCCUGCAGCUGUUUACGUGGUGGCCAUCUUUAUGCCCCUGGCGGGCUACGCCUCGGGCUACGGCUUGGCCACCCUCUUCCACCUCCCGCCCAACUGCAAGCGGACGGUGUGCCUGGAAACAGGAAGUCAGAACGUGCAGCUCUGCACGGCCAUCCUCAAGCUGGCCUUCCCGCCGCGCCUCAUAGGAAGCAUGUACAUGUUUCCCCUGCUGUACGCCCUCUUCCAGUCCGCGGAAGCAGGGGCUUUCGUCUUAGUCUACAAGAUGUACGGGAGUGAGAUGCUGCACAAGCGAGAUGCCCCGGAUGAGGAUGAGGACACGGAUAUCUCUUACAAGAAGCUGAAGGAGGAGGAGAUGGCAGACACCUCCUAUGGCGCCGUGGGGGCGGACGACUUGGUGAUGAUGGAAACCACGCAGACCUCGCUCUGAACCCGGAGAUGCUCGGGAGCCUGUGUCUGGCCGAGAUAGCGCUUCCUGCCUGCGACGUCGCGGUGGUGCGGACGGCUCAUCUCCAGGAGGAGCCCGGAUUCACGUUUCCUGUAACAGAUUUGAUCUCCCCCCAGAUAACGUUAGUAACGUUGUAGCAGCCUUAGCCACGUGUUUUUCUAAAUCACCAGUCAGUGUUCCAACAGGCCUUACACCUGGGUCGGCUGGCGCGCCGCUUCCUCCGGUUAAGCGCGCCGUCUGGUGUUUUUGUUUGUCUGUUUUUCUGUUUUUGUUUUUUGUUUUUUUUUUCCCCAUUUCCACCACCAUUGCUGCAGAUAGAAAGCACUGUAUUAGAAAAAUGGGGUCGGAAAUGUAGGUGUCUGGUGCAUAGAUGAGUAAAAUUGUAAAACAAACACGUGUUUGCUCAGCUUACAAACACCUGAUGAAAUCCGAUUGUAGCCCGUACUGGGAAAAGUCCAAACGCGGGUCCAACACUGCAAUAUAAGAUUCCCUUGUCAAGCCACUAACAAGCUAGAGAAAGUCACAUUAAUGUAUGUGACUACUUGAUCUAGCGUCUACUGUAAACGACCACCAACAUUUU
Messenger RNA from Meriones unguiculatus (Mongolian gerbil), 2087 nucleotides. RefSeq names its product solute carrier family 10 member 4 (gene Slc10a4). Gene Ontology annotation, molecular function: bile acid:sodium symporter activity. The coding region runs from base 191 to 1489 and encodes 432 amino acids. The transcript has 3 exons. Gene Ontology annotation, biological process: bile acid and bile salt transport. Gene Ontology annotation, cellular component: membrane. The record is from RefSeq and is a predicted model, not a curated record. NCBI's taxonomy places the organism in Eukaryota, Metazoa, Chordata, Mammalia, Rodentia, Muridae.